CAAAGUUUAGUUUUCACGAGGCGGUUUUCAAAGCAAGAUGCAAUUCCUCCGUUAUAACUUAUUGUGUUUUAUCGAAUUCAACAAUCGAAUUUAUCUUUUCUUCUGUUGAAUGUUUUAAAGUUUUGCAAAAGGAACCUUUUUUUGUUGCAUUUUAAAAGGUACACCAUGAAGAUAUUGGGAAUGUCAUUGACUCACAAUCUCCAAAUUCGUCUGUUAAACAAGUUUUUGAGAUAAAAGUGUACCUACAACAAAAAAGAAAGAAAGCUGAAUUCUUCCGGUUUUUAUUGUAUGUUCGCAAAGUGAAUUCCUUGUUUUUUUUUUAAAUUAUAUUUUGGGUACAUUUUGGCGCAAAUAUACGAAUGUAUUUGCCAACAAGGCUAAAUUUACUCAUCGUUUGUUAUUGCAUCAGACAAAAAGAAGCCCGUGUUUUUUUCGUUGUUUAAUACAAAUUUAAAGUGAACCAUCACACCUUUUUUUGUAAUUAUUUUUUCUGUUCCAUUUUUGUUUUUGAGGAAAACCCAAUUAAUCAAUUGAAAUUAGUGUACAUGUUUUGUUUCACCAGCUCAGCAGCGUGAGUAGGUGAUAUUAAGUUCAAAAGCGUGUUAAUAUUAAUUUGAACGUGAAUUAUAAGUACACAAAGUCUAAUAAUGCCGCGUCAAGUAGAUAACAACGUGGAGACAGUUCCACUGUCGGCUGAUAUGUUUGAUAGAAAUGGUGCCGCGAAUGCAUUGAGUGAAAGUAGAAAGACUGCACCGCUGAAGGAAUCCCCAUCAAGUGCGGCGGCAGAUGAUGACGACGAAGGCACUGAUAAGAUUGUACUCAAACGCAAGCUGACCUUGAUGAAUGGAGUGGCUAUCAUAGUUGGAACGAUUAUUGGUUCUGGGAUAUUUAUAUCACCUACUGGAGUCUUCUUUUAUACAGAGUCAGUUGGAACGUCACUAGUUGUAUGGACAUUGUGUGGAAUACUCUCAACCAUAGGUGCAUUAUGUUACGCUGAACUAGGUACGAGCAUCACAAGAUCCGGUGGUGAUUAUGCUUAUUUGUUAGUUGCAUUUGGUCCGUUGGUUGGAUUUCUACGAUUAUGGAUCGCACUACUGAUCAUUCGACCCACAACACAGACAAUCGUGGCUUUGACAUUUGCCCAAUAUGCAGCCAAACCAUUUUUUGAAGACUGUUCCCCACCUGAAUCGGCGGUUAAAAUCUUAGCUGCCAUUUGUUUAUGCUUUUUAACAGCGAUAAAUUGUCUGUCUGUGAAAUGGUCGAUGAAAAUUCAAGAUGUUUUCACUGCUGGAAAACUAAUCGCUUUGGUGAUGAUUAUUUUGGCGGGAUUAUAUUCAAUGGCAAUGGGAAGAAUGGAAAACUUCGACAAUCUAUGGGAAGGACAGUAUGGCGCAGCGAAUAUUGGUUUUGCUUUUUAUUCGGGAUUGUUUGCGUUUGGCGGUUGGAAUUAUUUGAAUUUUGUAACAGAAGAGUUACAAGAUCCAUACAAAAACCUACCUCGUGCUAUCUGGAUAGCUAUGCCACUUGUCACAGGAAUUUAUGUCCUCGUUAAUUUGGCCUACUUUGCUGUUGUCUCAAAGACUGAAAUGUUGAGCUCUUUUGCUGUCGCAGUGACUUUUGGUAAUCACGUAUUUGGACCAUUAGCUUUUAUGGUUCCAAUAUUUGUCGCCUUGAGCACCUUUGGAGGUGUAAAUGGAGUUUUGUUUACAUCGGCGAGACUUUUUGCAACAGGUGCCCAAGAGGGACAUCUACCAAAGUUUUUCUCACUUUUCCACACGAAGCAGCAGACACCGAUUCCGUCCUUAAUUUUUUCGUGCUGCAUGUCCUUGGUGAUGCUUUUGACUGCAGAUGUGUACAUACUCAUUAACUAUAUUAGCCAAAUUCUUUGGCUUUCAGUAGCUGCAAGUAUUGCUGGACUUUUAUGGAUGCGAAAAACCAAACCUGAUCUUCCUAGACCGAUUAAGGUCCAUUUGGCAUUGCCAAUCAUUUUUGUCGUAUGCUGUAUUGUACUCGUCCUAAUGCCAAGUUUCUCAGAGCCAAUGAAUCUUAUUGUUGGAAUUUCAAUCACAUUAGCUGGAAUUCCAUUUUACUAUGCUUGCAUUAAAUGGAAGAAUAAACCAAAAGUUUAUGGCAUGAUGUCGAAGGGAAUGGUUUCAUUCUGCCAAGCUAUGUUUAAUACUGUUUUUAUUGAGAGUCCUAGUUCUUAAUUUU
This is a messenger RNA of Episyrphus balteatus (marmalade hoverfly), 2211 nucleotides long. It is a transcript of the gene JhI-21, whose product is annotated as large neutral amino acids transporter small subunit 1. Gene Ontology annotation, biological process: amino acid transmembrane transport. Gene Ontology annotation, molecular function: L-amino acid transmembrane transporter activity. NCBI's taxonomy places the organism in Eukaryota, Metazoa, Arthropoda, Insecta, Diptera, Syrphidae. The coding region runs from base 648 to 2207 and encodes 519 amino acids. Gene Ontology annotation, cellular component: membrane. The transcript has 7 exons. The record is from RefSeq and is a predicted model, not a curated record.